This is a messenger RNA of Papilio machaon (common yellow swallowtail), 3642 nucleotides long. Its product is annotated as ubiquitin-protein ligase E3C. The record is from RefSeq and is a predicted model, not a curated record. The coding region runs from base 250 to 3468 and encodes 1072 amino acids. Gene Ontology annotation, biological process: protein polyubiquitination; ubiquitin-dependent protein catabolic process. Lineage: Eukaryota; Metazoa; Arthropoda; Insecta; Lepidoptera; Papilionidae. The transcript is spliced from 20 exons. Gene Ontology annotation, molecular function: ubiquitin protein ligase activity; protein binding.
ACAAGUCUUGUGCAAAAAAAUAUAAAUCAACGAUUUUUCUUUCCACACUAAAUCUGAAUUGUAAAUUAUUUAUAACAAACAAUAAAAAGGUUAAUCAUCGGUUUCAAUAAAUUCUUCUAUUUAUACACGUAAGAUGUAAUGAUAUGGUGAACAGUGUAAAAAGUGUUAUUACAAAGGUCAGUGUUUUAAUGUGAUGAUAUUCUAAUUGACAAUAAAAUUCAGCUGAUCCUUGUUUACAACGUUUUAGUUAUGUAUUCCUUUGAGGGAGAUUUUAGGCGAAAGCCUCAACAAAAUUUAGCUGGCGCCAGUGCUCAGCGUAAAACCGAUCGAGAUGCUUUGAUACUACAGUCACAGCAGCAAAGACAGAAACGCGAGGAACAUCGCAGAAGACUGAAUAGUACAAUCAAAAUUCAAGCUUUUGUACGAAGCUAUCUUACAAGGAAACAUUAUAAGCAAAUUGAAAGAGAGCAAUUUGAUACCAUAUUUCCAAGAGCCAAUCCUGAUGAUCAAAACUUAGUAUCAUUAUUAGUAGCUAAGAUAUUAUUCUUUUAUGAUGAUCGGAAAGAUUUUAAUAGAUUGGUAUCAAUAUCACAGCUGUUAUUGAAACAAUGGCAAAAAGUGUUUCAAAGUGGAGGCUCAUCAAUACAAAUCAGGAGGUUACUUGCAUUACAUCUACGAUUGCUGAAAAAUGAUUCUGAGGUUCCAUUGGCAGUGCCAUUGAGAAUGCUUGAGGUAUUCACUUCAAGGCAAUCUGCUGAGGCAUCAAUGACUUGUAAAGAGGCUGUUAAUAUUAUUGGAGGGACAUUUUUAUAUUUGAUCAAAAGAGGCUACUUCAAAGACUUAUGUAAUCUUAUCUGUCAACGGACACCACCUCUUUAUGGGCCUUCACCAAAUCCACCCACUCCGCUUUGUGGUGCUUUGCUGGACUUAAUCCAGAGACCACUCAAUUUGAAUUUCCAAAUCAAUACAUCACAAUAUGAAGAUACAGUUAUGACGGAGUUUGCAUCAACAUUUUUGUGCAAUCCAUAUCCAGAGCCUGUGGAGAUGUACAUCUUACCUGCGCUGGCACAAGACCGUAACAGACCCUUUCCUUUCUUGGGACUUAUACGAUGCAUGCUAGACGAUAGUAAAUUUACUAGUGGCAAAUUAAUAAAUGACUCUUGGUUGUUACAUUCCAUUUUGUCAUUAGAACCUCCUGGAUUUGGUAAUGACCUCCGUAAUGUAGACAAUUCGAAACUACCCAACAAUCCAAUAGUGUUAGAAUAUCUAAAGAUAUUAGCCAUGCUAACGGAGAAUGUUUGCAAUAAACAGAUAACAUAUGAAUAUGAAGAUUCAUUGUACAGUCAGGAGACUGCUGCGGACAAAGAUGAUGACAGUGACAGUGAGGUGGAACCUAAUCCAACGUCAGUGAGGGAACAAACAUUGUUAACUAAAUGUAUAGAGAUGUUGAAUGAACCAGACAAUUGUGUCAUGAUGACAUGUUCUCAGAUCAAUGAUAAUGAGCUCAGUGAAGAAUUUUUAGAGUAUAUAUCAAAGAUAUGUCAUAACUUACUUUUGAGUCACAAGAUGGCGCUGCAUAAAUAUCGGUUACUAUAUACGUUGGCUUUCAAGCCGAUAUUUGUGCGUGGAGUUUGGCGUUGGCUGAGCAGCAUGAACCAGGAGUCGCUGUUCGGUGGUCCCAACACUGCGCUGCUGGCGGUGCUGUCGCGAGGUGUGGUGGCGCCCGGCGUCGAGCGCCUGCUGGCACCGCUGGCAGUCUUCUGCGCACUCUUCACGCUGCUCAUUGGCACACUGCAUGAUACGGAGUUCUUCAGGGAUACCGGUGAAGAUGACAGUUUGAAUUUUGAUUUUAGCGUAGCGGGUCCAUCUGGUGGACGUACUCACGCAUUCGAGUUUUCGGAACUGGGGGGCCUGUGUCGCGCGCUGCGGCAGCUGUGCCUGGGCCUGCUGGAGCUGGCGGUGCCGGACACGCGACCUGCACGCACGCCCUACAAGCACCCCGCCCAGCCGCAGCACACCCCCGCAUGGACACAUCUCUUCAAGGUGUGCACUCAGCUGCUGCGGUCGCUGUACGCACGCGACGAGCGGCUGCACUUCAGCGCGGGCGCGGCGUGGGCGGGCGAGCGCGAUGACGACGCCUCCGAAGUGGCCGCGCUCGUUGCCUUCGCACGCGCUCGCUCGCGACAGAACGCGCCACUUGUUGACGCCGCACGAGCUAUUAACAACGAAGAGGGACCUCCAUUAACAAUAAAGGAAUUAAGGAUGCUUACUAUAUUAAAGGAGAUUCCUUUCGUCAUAUCGUUCUCUACCAGGGUAUUGAUAUUCCAAACGUUGCUACUUAGGGAAAAAAGCUCAAAUUGGUUACAAAAUUUCAAUGAAGGACCUUCUAUUAAUAUAAAUAUAAGGCGCACACAUUUAUAUGAAGAUGCCUUUGAAAAGCUCAGUCCAGAGAAUGAACCCAAUCUGAAGCUGACGAUGCGCAUUCAGUUCAUAAACCAAGUGGGUGCGGACGAGGCUGGUGUUGAUGGCGGCGGAGUCUUCAGGGAGUUCCUCUCAGAACUACUCAAAUCAGCAUUUGAUCCCAACAGAGGACUGUUUCGUUUAACAAAAGACAACAUGCUGUAUCCCAAUCCUGGUGUGCACUUGCUGUAUGAUGACUUUCCGAUGCAUUAUUACUUCGUGGGAAGAAUGCUGGGGAAGGCGUUGUACGAGAGUUUGUUAGUGGAGCUGCCGCUGGCUGAGUUCUUCUUGAGCAAGUUGUGCUCGUCUCGUGAGCCGGACGUGCACGCACUGGCUUCACUGGAUCCAGCGCUUUACCGCGGCCUGCUGCUGCUGCGCGCACAUCGCCGUCAGGACGUCCCCGACCUCGGGCUGGACUUCACCGUGCUGACUGACGAGCUGGGGGAGCAGAGAACAGAAGAGUUAAAGCCAGGAGGUGCCAAUAUACCAGUUACAGCUGAAAAUAGAAUAGAAUAUAUUCAUCUUGUUGCCGAUUACAAACUUAAUAGACAAAUAAGAUCUCAGUGCAACGCUUUCAAGCGUGGUGUGACUUCAGUGGUGAGCGCGGAGUGGUUACGUAUGUUCUCAUGCCGGGAGCUGCAGCUGCUCAUCUCUGGUGCUGAGGUGCCCAUAGACCUCGAUGAUCUCAAACGGAACACACACUACGCCGGUGGUUUCUCGGAGACUCAUCCAACAGUGCAGGCGUUUUGGAAGGUUGUGGAGGGCUUCACAGACGAUCAGCGCCGGCAGCUCCUCAAGUUCGUAACCAGCUGCUCGCGACCUCCCCUACUAGGCUUUAAGGACCUGAUCCCCUCGUUCUGCAUCCAGUCAGCGGGAGCUGCAGACCGGCUGCCCACAGCAUCCACCUGCAUGAAUCUGCUCAAGCUGCCAGAGUUCCGCUCAGAGCAGGCGCUCGCCGAGAAACUGCUAUAUGCGAUACAGGCCGGCGCAGGAUUCGAACUUAGUUAAUACCGAUAUGUGUACAGCGAGAGCGAAGUGCAUCGUAUAUAUGAAAUAUAUGUUAUUUUCCAACACAUUAGUGUACUGAGUGUAAAUCUCAUUGUGAUAAUGUUAAUUUUAUAUAGAGCCGGUUUUUGUGUAAAUAAAUGUUACCCGAAUUGCUCCGCGUGACUUUUAUUUGUU